CAACUGAAAGGCUUGUAAAUAACCAGCGGUUAGACAAUCAUGAAGUUCGUCGAGAUUUUCAUCGCAGCGGCUACGCUCGCCAGCGCCGUCGCUGCGCCUAGCAGGAAGCGAGCGAGCAAGUUCCAGUUCGUCGGUGUCAACGAGUCUGGUGCCGAGUUCGGCAAUACCGCUUUGCCUGGGAGAUUGAACAAAGACUACACAUGGCCUGACCAGAAUGCUAUCACUACAAUGAUUGGCAAAGGCAUGAACUCGUUCAGAAUCCCUAUUAUGAUGGAACGCUUCAUCCCAAAUCAAAUGACCGGGACCGUAAACGCCACCUAUGCUCAGGGGCUCGACAACAUCGUGAAAUUCAUCACGGACAAAGGUGCAUACGCCAUCAUCGACCCGCACAACUUCGGGCGAUACUACAGCAACAUCAUCACAGACGUGAGCGGAUUCGGAUCAUGGUGGUCGACGAUGGCGAAGCGCUACGCAUCCAACGCCAAGGUCAUAUUCGACACGAACAACGAGUUCCACGACGAAGACAACACACUCGUCGCGAACCUGAACCAAAAGGCUAUCGACGCCAUUCGAGCGGCCGGUGCCACUUCGCAGUAUAUCUUCGUCGAAGGAAACUCGUGGACCGGCGCGUGGCACUGGACAUCAAGCGGGACCGCAGACGGCAUGGGCAAGCUCACCGACCCGUCCAACAAGAUCAUCUACGAGAUGCACCAGUAUCUCGACUCCGACGGCUCCGGCACCUCCGCAACAUGCGUGUCCUCGACCAUCGGCAAGGAGCGUCUGCAGGCCGCGACGGCAUGGCUUAAGGCCAACGGCAAGAAGGCCAUCCUGGGCGAGACGGCCGGCGGUUCCAACGCGCAGUGCAUCGCCGCGCUGCAGGGCAUGCUGGGAUACAUGGCGGACAACUCGGAUGUCUGGACCGGGUGGCUGUGGUGGGGGGCCGGACCUUGGUGGGGAACUUACAUCUAUGGAAUGGAACCGCCCUCGGGAACAGCGUAUACAGGCGUGCUACCUUCCUUGACGCAAUAUAUCUAAGGUUGGACCAGCCUCCCAUGCACACACACACACAUA
Molecule: messenger RNA, 1071 nt
Organism: Xylaria bambusicola
Lineage: Eukaryota; Fungi; Ascomycota; Sordariomycetes; Xylariales; Xylariaceae
Product: glycoside hydrolase family 5 protein
Exons: 7
Coding region: 40-1035 (331 amino acids)
Biological process (GO): glucan catabolic process
Molecular function (GO): hydrolase activity, hydrolyzing O-glycosyl compounds
Source: RefSeq, a predicted model, not a curated record